Messenger RNA from Drosophila biarmipes, 3859 nucleotides. It is a transcript of the gene Cep164, whose product is annotated as centrosomal protein of 164 kDa. The record is from RefSeq and is a predicted model, not a curated record. The transcript has 3 exons. Lineage: Eukaryota; Metazoa; Arthropoda; Insecta; Diptera; Drosophilidae. Gene Ontology annotation, molecular function: protein binding. The coding region runs from base 1 to 3759 and encodes 1252 amino acids.
AUGACGACCACCAGUGGGUGCAAGAGGAUAUCCUCGGCGGCAGCAACAACUGAAAUGGCCAAGGCGGUCUCAACAACAUCAUCAUCCUCCCAGGGCUCGUCGGUGAUUUGCGAGGAGGUCUUCGACGAGGCGUGUUUCCCAUCAUCAGAGGAAAUAAACGAAUAUGCCUCUUUGAUUGGAAUCGAUCCUCAGCGGGAGCAGCACUUGCUCUAUCUGGCCAAGGAAGGCUUGAUGGCCGCCCUGCCCUCGGAUUGGAAGAUAUGCUUCUCUGAGGAGAAAAAUGGCCACUACUAUCACAAUACGCGAACCAAGGAGUCGCAGUGGGAUCACCCACUGGAUGCGAUUUACCGAGAUCUGGUUAACCAGGCGCGUCAAAAGCUAUUGGAAACCACAGCCUCGGUGGGUGAGAGUGCGCAGUUCGUCGACACCUCGGAUGACCUAUCGCAAUUGGACUCCGGCAUACGCAGUAUGCAGGGCAUCGAUGAGAUUCCCUCUCCGGGCCCAUUGCCCCUGAACAAUCUGGCCCGGAAGUGGUCGAUGGCCAGUAAGGCUGGGUUCCUGGGACCCAGCCUGCUAAGCGGUGGUAAAAGUCGAUUUUUGGACUCAGGUUCCAAGGAUUUUGGACGUUUUUAUCAGCUUGGCUUUGAGGUGACCAAGUCUAAGGCCCAAGUGGCGAGCACUUCUAGCCAAAUUAAUGGGAAACCAGAGAACUCCGAGGAGAACGAAGGAGUUGGUAAAGUGUCUGGAACCGUUUCGAUGUUCCAAAAGGCACGUCGGCAAUUGGAGAGCGAUGGCUACACCUCGCCGUCGGGUGUCAAGGGCAUCCUGCGUGACUCGAGCAUAACCGAUAUAAGUCGAAGAUUGGAUCGCACAGAGCCCACGAGCGAGGUGGAGGACAAGAAGAGCGUGCGCUUUAAUCUGGAUCAGGCGCAGCGAGUGAAGGACUCGCAGGAGGAGACCCGGUCGACAAAGAUAACGCAGACCUACAAGCAGAGUGAGAACUCAGAGGACGACGAUGAGGAUGUGGAGGUGGUAAUCGAAGAUGAUGAUGAUGGGGAUCAGAAUGAGGAUGGUGAUGAAGAUGUGGAUGGGGAAGGUAAGGACGAAGCAGACGAGCUUUGGCACGAGAAGGAGACCAACCUAAUGGAGGGCGUUUACAAUCGGAAUCCCUUCUUAUUGGACUCCAACAAACCAAUAACCAAAUCAACAGAAGUAAUCAAAAUAUCAGGACCAGUUUUGGGAUCCGGCUUAGGAUCUGUAGAAGCAAACGCUGAUAAAACCAAGGGUUGUGAAGCGCCCAAACUAUUUUACGACGACACAGACUCCGACUCGAAGGGCAGUUCUGUGCGCAGCUUUAUCAUCAACAAGUCCGAGCAGGACUCAUCCCUCUUGGCGGGAAACAAUGCCUUCGACCUGGACGCCUUGGGCCGCAAGCACAGCUACGAGCUGGAGCAACUGCAGCUGAAGUCCGGACAACUGUCGGCGGACAAGUCAAUGAACCAGGGUUCCAUCUUCUCCGACAAUGCCACCAGUGAGGCCCAGUUGCAGAAUGAUUUCGAGGCCAUCAGGCGGGAUCAUGAGGCCAAGUUAAAGAGAUACCGUCACGAGUACGAUCUGCGUCUAACCUCGCAUCAGCACAAGCUGGAGGAGGCCUUCGAGCUCCAGAUGGAGAAGUAUCGAGUGCAACUGGAGCGCCAACUGCAGAGCAAGCGGAGUCUUCUGGUGAGUGAGCACAAGACCCGGAUCGACACUCUACAGAGCAACCACGAGGAGAUCCUGCGGGACCUGGAGAGGGAACUCCACAACGAGGAGGAGAUCCUGCGCAGGGAACAGGCCACCCGGCUGGCCCAGGUGCGCGAGAAGUUCGCCCGCGAGUUGGAGACGGAGAAGCAGCGAGGCCGGGAGAAGGGCGAGGAGCGGCUCUACGAGAAGGUGCGCUGCGAGAAGCGCCUGCUGGAGGACAAGUACCGCUGCCUCAAGGAGAAGUAUGUGCGCCUCAAGACGGACGUGAAGCUCUCCCUGGAGCGACGCAAUCGGCGGCGGGAGGCCCAGAUGGGGCCCCAGCAUCAUAACCACACCACUAGCACCAAGUCCACCAGCGGUGCCGAGAUGGAGCGCUCCAUAGAGCGCUACUACAAGCCCCAGGCCCAGUCUGGCAACAGUGAAAACCGCUCGCUGAGCUACUCGGAUCAGGCGAUUGCCGGCGAGGCGGUGGUCAAGCCACCGGUGCCACACAAGGGUCAGCUGGCCAAGGCAUCGUACAACAUCAGGCAGCUGCAGCUGCAGGAUGACAACACCUCUAUCAGUCAAUCGGAUACGACCCUAUCGAAUACCUACAACAAUGGUCGCUAUGGACCCUUUCUCAAGUCGGCCAGUGGCGUUUUAUCGGCCCGAACGGUCAGCGAUAAUGGCAACUCCUCCAGGGAUAUAGUGGCUGGUGCUAUCGCGAAUCUGGAGCGGAACAACAAUAGCAACCAGGGCAAGGAGUCGUCGAGCCUGAACAGGAUUGUCUUUUCGCGCACCAAGUCGGCUUCGACAUCGCGCUUGAAUUCCGACACUAGCUACAAGGGUGAGCGGCCCUGCACUCCGGUGGAGAACCUGCGCCACCAGCUGCAGAAGCUCGAGGCUCUCGAGGAUCAGUUCCCCGAGAACACCCUGGAUGCCCCCUACCAUCUGCGCUAUCCCUUCACCGACAUCUCCAUCAAACCCAAUGGCGUGGGCUCCGAACUGGAGUUUUUCAAGCAUCGCAUACAUCUGGAAAGGGAUUCGGUGCGUCGGGCCAAGGAAUCCCUGAGGACACAGCGCACCAACUUUAGGAUGCGGCAGCGCGAGAUCAGUCAGCAGCGGAAGAUCACCGCCUUGUCGCCGAAGCACUCGAUCGAUCAGCUGAUCCAGGAGGAGAAGGAACUCACCGAGAUGGAGGUGAAUCUGCACCGGACCAGAUCCCUGCUGGGCGAGAAGAUAAUACGACUGAGGCAUCUGGAGCAGAGUCUGCUGAGGAUCUACGAGAAGGAGAAGUCCAUACUGGAUCUGGGCUCCAUGGACGAUGCGGCCACACUGAGCGAUCUGUCGUCGCACUCCAGUUCCGGCUUCAGCAGCACCGAACUGGCCAGUGCCGCCGAUUUCCACAAGAAGAAGGAGUACUAUCAGCAGGAGUCGAACGAGUGUAUCGAGAAUCUGGAGAUACUCAAUGCCGAGAUCCGUGAGAUCCUGGACAUAUUUGGCCAGAAGCAACAGCAGCAACAGCUACAACAGCAGCACGAUCAGUCUGCAUCGGCCAUACCGAUGCUGUCGCCAAGGGAUUUGGGAUGGUCACAGGUGCUGAAGCAUCAGACGCAUUCCGGAGCACAAAACUUCUCCCUUUCCGAUGAUAUCAUCGAGGGCGGCGUCGGCGGCGGGGCGGUGCACAUACCCCAUUCGAUACCCACUCUCGCGGACCGUUUGGAGACCUAUCGCCAGCUGGCCGCCGGUCGGAUGCAGAGUUCCAUGGGCGCGGCCAUCCUCACGGCCAACACUAUAGUCUCGCAGAGUCCCCGGGCCGUCAACUAUACCACUUGCUUGGUGGAGCGCACUCGGGAUCUGAGGAACUGGCUAAGGCAGGCCAAGAACGAGCAUGACUUCCUGGUGCAGCACGGGAUCACGUCGGGACAGGCCUCGGUGGUUGGGGAGGCCAGUGCCUCCAUCACCGGGCAUUGUCCAUCCAUGGGCAACACGACUUCUGACCGAGGAAGCUCGACGCGUGGCAAGAACGAUAUCUAAAUCAAGGAAUGGGUAGUGCAUAUUUUAAUUACAAAAAUAUUCAUAGUUACUAUUUGUGAUCUUAUGUUUGUCUGAGAAAUUCAUUAAAAAUAAGAAAAUA